Acomys russatus (golden spiny mouse) is the source of this 1419-nucleotide messenger RNA. RefSeq names its product arginase 2 (gene Arg2). Gene Ontology annotation, molecular function: manganese ion binding; arginase activity. Gene Ontology annotation, cellular component: cytoplasm; mitochondrion. The transcript has 8 exons. The record is from RefSeq and is a predicted model, not a curated record. NCBI's taxonomy places the organism in Eukaryota, Metazoa, Chordata, Mammalia, Rodentia, Muridae. The coding region runs from base 98 to 1162 and encodes 354 amino acids.
GCCUAGUAGGGCAUUGAAGCUGCGGGCGGAGGCGCUUAAUUGAGGUCCUGAUUUGCAGCGGGUGGCUUCUCCCAUAGUGAUCCACUCGCUGUCAAUCAUGUUCCUGAGGAGUAGCAUCUCGCGUCUCCUCCACGCACAAGUACCUUGCAUCCUGACGAGAUCCGUCCACUCUGUGGCUAUAGUCGGAGCCCCUUUCUCUCAGGGACAGAAAAAGAAAGGAGUGGAAUAUGGUCCAGCUGCCAUUCGAGAAGCUGGCUUGCUGAAGAGGCUCACCGUGUUGGGAUGCCACCUAAAAGACUUUGGAGAUUUGACUUUUACUAAAGUCCCCAAAGACGAUCCCUACAAUAAUCUGGUCGUGUAUCCUCGCUCCGUGGGCCUUGCCAACCAGGAACUGGCUGAGGUGGUGAGCAGAGCUGUGUCAGGUGGCUACAGCUGUGUCACCAUCGGGGGAGACCACAGCCUGGCAAUAGGUUCCAUAAGCGGCCACGCCCGGCAGCGCCCAGAUCUCUGUGUCAUUUGGGUUGAUGCUCAUGCCGACAUUAAUACACCCCUCACCACUGUAUCUGGAAACAUCCAUGGACAGCCACUUUCCUUUCUCGUCAGAGAACUCCAAGACAAGAUGCCACAGAUGCCAGGAUUUUCCUGGAUCAAACCUUGCCUCUCUUCCCCAAGUAUUGUGUACAUCGGCCUAAGAGAUGUUGAACCUCCUGAACGUUUUAUUCUAAAGAAUUAUGAUAUCCAGUAUUUUUCCAUGAGAGACAUUGAUCAACUUGGUAUCCAGAAGGUCAUGGAACGGACAUUGGAUCGGCUGAUUGGCAAAACACAGAGGCCAAUCCACCUGAGUUUUGAUAUUGAUGCAUUUGACCCUAAACUGGCUCCAGCCACAGGAACUCCUGUUGCAGGGGGGUUAACCUAUAGAGAAGGAAUGUAUAUUACUGAAGAAAUACAUAAUACAGGGUUGCUGUCAGCUCUGGAUCUUGUUGAAGUCAAUCCUCAUUUGGCCGCUUCAGAGGAAGAGGCCAAGGCUACAGCCAGCCUAGCAGUGGAUGUGAUUGCUUCAAGUUUUGGUCAGACAAGAGAAGGAGGACACAUUGACUAUGACCACCUUCCUACUCCUAGUUCACCACAUGAAUCAGAAAGUGAAGAAUGUGUGAGAAUUUAGGAAAUACUGUACGCACACCUUUCACAGUGGCAUUCCUAAGGUGCAAGGCAUUUAAGGGGUCAGAUAUUAAAUGGCUGUCUAUAUCAACACUGCCUUAAUGAGAACACCUGUGCACUCUCACAAUUGUAAGAUUUCCCUCCUCUAUUUUGAUGCCCAACACUACUACUGUAAAUGUAUUUGGUUUUGCUUGAUGUUUACAAGAUAUUAAUGUUAUACAUGUAAAUUUGAAGGGGUCAUAAACAACAUUUAUUACCUUA